CACACACUGCAGGACCGACCGACACUAGUGAAUCCCUGCAUUGCGAGGAAACUGCGAUGGGACAGUAGCCAAGUACAGGGGGGUGAGAUAACGGAGAACAGCACCACAGCAAAACCCUCAUCGUUAUAGUAGUCUGCAAUCGUAAAGACAGCGCACACCGGGAUCAUCUAUCUAUCUUCUUCUAAACAAACUAAUGGUGACAGUUGAUGAUGACCAACCUGCCUCUGACUAUGUCCUUGGCCAAAGCGCUAUUGAUCGUGACGUGUGUCAUCCUGAACUUCACCCUCUGCGUGACCUCCCUGCCAGCGGAGAUAGAGAGGGGAUGGAGAAGAGCCGUGCACGUGCUUGAGGACGACACCGGCGCGGUCAUCGUCCAGACCGCACCGGGGAAGGUGGUGACCCACCGGGGGGGCUCCAUCACCCUGCCGUGCCGGUACCACCACGAGCCAGAGAGCACCGACCCCUCCCGCGUCCGCAUCAAGUGGACCAAGGUGACCGACGCGCUGCAGUUUGUGGACGUCUACGUGGCCCUGGGAAGGCAGCAGCGGGUGUUCGGCCCGUACCGAGACCGCGUGUCCCUGGAGGGGGCGGGGCCCGGCGACGCCUCCCUCGUCAUCCACAACGUCACGCUGGCCGACUACGGCCGCUACGAGUGUGAGGUCACCAACGACAUGGAGGACGACACAGGAUUCGUUAACCUCGAUCUGGAAGGGGUGGUGUUUCCCUACUACCCCCGCGUGGGCCGCUACAAGCUCAACUACCAGCAGGCGGAGGACGCCUGCAAACAGCAGGACGCCAUCCUGGCCUCCCACUCUCAGCUGCACAAGGCCUGGCUCGAGGGUCUGGACUGGUGCAACGCAGGCUGGCUGGAGGACGGCUCGGUGCAGUAUCCCAUCUCCAAUCCCCGGGACGAGUGCGGCCGCAAAGACAUGCCCGCCGGCGUGCGUAACUAUGGCUACCGGCACAAAGAGGACGAGCGCUAUGACGCCUUCUGCUUCACCUCCAACCUCAACGGCCGGGUCUACUUCCUGAAGCGCUUCAAGAAGGUGAACUACGCGGAGGCGCUGAAGGCGUGCGUGCGCGACGGCGCGGCGGUGGCCCGCGUGGGCCAGCUGUACGCCGCCUGGAGGCUGCAGCUGCUGGACCGCUGCGAGGCGGGCUGGCUGGGCGACGGAAGCAUCCGCUACCCCAUCGUCAACCCCCGCGCCCGCUGCGGGGGGGCCGCCCCCGGGGUCCGCCACCUGGGCUUCCCCGACAAGAAGUUCCGCCUCUACGGGGUGUACUGCUUCCAGAAGAACCAGGAGGAGGAGCAGGAG
This is a messenger RNA of Gadus morhua (Atlantic cod), 1316 nucleotides long. RefSeq names its product hyaluronan and proteoglycan link protein 4 (gene hapln4). The annotation marks the transcript as partial. NCBI's taxonomy places the organism in Eukaryota, Metazoa, Chordata, Actinopteri, Gadiformes, Gadidae. The record is from RefSeq and is a predicted model, not a curated record. The transcript has 7 exons. Gene Ontology annotation, cellular component: synapse; perineuronal net. Gene Ontology annotation, molecular function: hyaluronic acid binding. Gene Ontology annotation, biological process: cell adhesion; positive regulation of neuroblast proliferation; glial cell differentiation.